Molecule: messenger RNA, 3020 nt
Organism: Nicrophorus vespilloides
Lineage: Eukaryota; Metazoa; Arthropoda; Insecta; Coleoptera; Silphidae
Product: receptor-type tyrosine-protein phosphatase epsilon-like
Exons: 18
Coding region: 229-3015 (928 amino acids)
Biological process (GO): protein dephosphorylation
Molecular function (GO): protein tyrosine phosphatase activity
Source: RefSeq, a predicted model, not a curated record
UGGAGACACUACACACUAUAUAAAACUCAUGAUGGUGAAUUUCAUGUGGAGCCGUUUUUAGGAACAUUGGAAGAAAACAUAAGUUUCAAACUUCCCAAAAAUAAAACAUUGUUCAAACUGGAUGAAUUCUCUAUCUACAAGGCCAACAUCAAGUUGCAUUACUUUUAUAUUAUUCAAGUACCUUAUAGUACAGAAUGGAUCACAGAAUUGCCUAUCAAUAUUAGAAAAAUGUCAUGUUUAUCAAUGAUGGUUUAUUGCUCUAAUUGCAGUUAUAACAUAGUACUGUAUGAUUCGACAAAAACUUGGAUUGUAGAUUCAAAGAGUGUUAAAAGAAACAAAAAUUGGCAAGAGCUGAAAUUUCAUAUUAAUACCACACAGAAAAUCCAUAUAUUAGCAAAUACGUCUAAUUGGCUAUCUUUAAAUAACUUCCGUGUGAGUGACUGCCAGGAAAAUGAAUUUAGAGGUUUUUUCAUCAACGGUUCCGAUAGCUGCAUGAGCCUUAAUCCAAAUGCUCAUCAAAAAGCUGAAUACUGUGUUAGCAAUAUUAAGCAUACUUGCAACGACAUUAAUCAAUUCAGGUUCAGCAAUUAUACUGUAAAAGAACAAAUCAUAGUUAAAUGUCCUCCUUCAUUAAAUUGUCAUCGCUGUAUUUAUCAAAACGAGUGUUUGGAAUGCAAUUAUGGUUAUUUAGGAUAUACUUGUGGUCAACAAGUUAACUUUACAAUAGAUUACAAAUCAAUUACGAUUUCAAGGCUGAUAAAUACAACUGUUACUUUUAAAAUUGUACAUGGUAAGAAUUUGAAAAGAAGCGCCUAUGGAAAUAAAAAAUUCACUUUCGAUAAUUUGCAACCGGGACUUACGUACAACAUUUCGAUGUUUGCAACCACAUAUGAUAAUGGGCCUUAUAUUUCACUGAGAACUAAAUGCGACAAAAUCAAUCGUCAGAAUUUCACAUACAAUACAACAAGUGAUGGUAAAAUGCAGGUCUUCUAUUCUUACGAUAAUAACAAAUCCUGUCCAAACAAUUUCCGGGUAUUAUACGGAAACCAAACGAAAGUCACACAAAACUUUGACAAACUAAUCUUCGAUUUGAAUUUCUCCGUUAAUCAAUUAAUCAUUUUGGAAAAUGAUAAUGAGUACAUUGUUCAUUUAAAUUAUGUUAAAAAAAGCAUGGAGACAGAACAGACGGUAAUCAAAAAGAUGCCAAAAACAACAAAAACAACUGAGAGCUCUGGUUUAAUCGUCAGUAUCGUACUCUCAAUUGUAUUUAGUGUCGCAAUCAUAAUUUUAAUUAUAUGGUAUUUAAAGUGUCGUAAGAAAUUACAUAAUGCCAACGAUGAGCAAGUCGAGAUGAAUUUGUACAAUAUCGCACUGCUACAGUCAGACAAUGAAAACAUUCAUCAAUUUGAUAAGGAAUUCGAGGAAAUACCAUCAAUAAACAAGCUAAUGCCGCGGCAAAUUGGAAUAUUGCAACACAACAAGUGCAAAAAUCGCUACAAUAAUAUUAUACCUUACGACUCUACCCGAGUGAGUUUAAGUACGGGAGAAGAUGAGAACGAUUAUAUAAAUGCAAACUAUAUAACGGGAUAUAAAGGUGAAAAAAGUUAUAUAGCGACGCAGUGUCCUAAAGCAAUCACUAUCAAUGACUUUUGGAUGAUGAUCUGGCAGCAAAAUGUAUCCAUAAUAGUUUGUUUAGCAAAGUUUUCAGAAGGAAAAAACAAAAUGGCUCAAUAUUGGUCGGAACCGAUCGCAGGAUACUUUAGGUAUAUUAAAGUGGAACUGGUUAGGACAGAAUGGCGUAUCGGUUAUUGUCUGAGAAUCUUUAAACUCACUGAAAAUGAAACGACAAAGACGGUUCAGCAAUUCCAGUAUACUUCGUGGCCUGAUCACGAAAUUCCUUUACAACCGAUCAGCUUAAUGCACUUUAUCCGCAAGGUACAAAAAGCGGACAAAACUAAAUGGCCUAUUGUUGUUCAUUGCAGUGCUGGAAUUGGACGUACCGGUACAUUCAUCAUGUGUGAUAAUAUGAUGAGAUUAGGCGGUGAUGUGAAGCAAUAUCUGAAAAUUAUAAGAGAUUACAGGCAGUCGAUGGUCGCAAAUGUGAUGCAAUAUAGAUUAGUUUACUUCAUAAUGAGUGAAAGUAUGGAGGGUCGGCAGACAGCAAUUUCCAAAGAAGAUUUUACGAUGAACUCUGUGAGCAUACAACGCAUUGAAGACGAUUUAGCUUAUACAGCCGAUAGAAUGUACAUUAACGAAUUAGUAGCGACGCCUAUUAAUGAUACCAUUCCUGUAACAAACUUUAAAGGUGACCUGGAAAAGCUGACGAUCAACGCUAAGUAUGUGCACGGGAUUGAAUACAAAAACCAAUAUAUCUGUACUAGGCAACCGAAUAAGAAGGACUUCACCAUUUUCUGGAGUCUUGUACUGAUGCGUAAAACUAAACUCAUCAUCUCCUUGAAUCGGAACGAGGUUAACAAUAGUUUCUGGCCAAAGAAGAACGGACUUUUAGACAAUAUGCCACAUACCAGUAUUAAGGUGAAAUUUGGAGCAGUUCAAAACUACUCAGCGUUUAACGUUUAUGAACUUAGGAUAUUAUUAGGAGGGAAGAUACUGCAGGAUAAAGCACAUAAGGUCACGCUUAUAGAUUUUCAUUCAUGGGAGAACGUGUUUAUUAUGCCAGAAAUCGAGAACUUUUACAAUUUGUACAAAUAUUACAGGACAUUUGAUGUUGAUCAAUGUAUUCUAUGUUGCUCGGAUGGCGAGAAUGGAUGCGGCAUAUUCAUGGCAUCUGAUAUGAUUCUAAAGAAACUGGAACAGGAAUCAAUGGUCGACGUGUGUUGGGCUGUUAGGAGCGUAGGGAAGUUCAAGAAAAACUUAAUUAAAAACAAAGAUCAGUUUAUGUUUUUAUAUAACAUUGCACUGUAUAUGCUGAAGAUGGACAAAGAAAUAUACGAGAAUAUCAGUCAGCAAUCCACCACGUACGAGAAUAUCUUCACUAAAUCUAUUGACUUUUAACUUGA